Melampsora larici-populina 98AG31 is the source of this 561-nucleotide messenger RNA. RefSeq lists its product as uncharacterized. The transcript has a single exon. Lineage: Eukaryota; Fungi; Basidiomycota; Pucciniomycetes; Pucciniales; Melampsoraceae. The coding region runs from base 1 to 561 and encodes 186 amino acids. The record is from RefSeq and is a predicted model, not a curated record.
AUGAGAAAGGCGAUUUGGAAGCUUGGGGUUGUGGUUCUUUUCGCGAUGGGUUUGGAUUUUGGGAGAACUGCGAUUUUAGGGGAGGAAGAACUCAAAGUCGCGCACGUUGGAGUGAAAUUGAAACACAUUGAAAAUCAUCAGGCUAUAGAUAUUAAUCAAAAGAUUGGAUAUGGCUCGAGGGUUUCGAUGGGUGAAGAGCCAGGGAUAGACAAAGGAGUGGGGAACACGAUUGGUGUUGGGAGUUCCAAAGAGAAAGUCUUAGAUGAAGAAGUGGAUCAGAAGCAAAAAGAUAACGCUGGAUGCGAGAUUGUAAGGGUGAGGAAUGGGUUAUCACCAUACAAAACUUUCAUAAACCGUCGUUGGAACUUUGGGAAAGGUUGUAAAAAAUCAGGAUCAAGAAAAACUCCCAAAGAAAGUCGUUGGAAAUUAUUUAUUCAAAAGAAAUUAAAAGCUAUGAAGAUGAGCUUAGUCAACUUAUUAAUCAGAUUUGCGGCCUGGUUAGGACUUCCUUUAUCUAAAUUUGCAAAGUUCACUUUUAAGACUUUAAGUAGACCUCGUUAG